CUUCUUCAAUUCAUUCCUUUUCCUCUCUAUCUUCUCCACAUUCAUCUUUUUCUUCAAGAAAACAUUAAAAACAAAAAAAUGAAGCAUUUCCUUGUUCUCCUCUUCCUAGUUGCUCUCCAAUGUUGUUCCAUAAGGUUAGCUGAAGCACAAGCCGCCGGACCGGCGCCUUCCGGUCCGACCAACAUUACAAGGAUCCUCGAAAAGGCCGGCCAGUAUACCACGUUUAUGCGGCUCCUUAAGAUCACCCAGGUUUCUGAUCAGAUCAAUAAUCAACUCAAUAAUUCCAACCAGGGAUUGACGGUUUUCGCCCCGACGGAUAAUGCCUUUUCCGGCCUGAAAGCCGGUACUCUGAACUCUCUGACCGAUCAGGAAAAGGUGGAAUUGGUUCAGUUUCAUGUUCUUUCGUCUUUCUUUUCAAUGUCGCAGUUCCAAACUGCGAGUAACCCGUUGAAGACGCAGGCCGGGGAUAGCUCCGGGUCGUUCCCGUUGAACGUGACGACGGCCGGGAACCAGGUUAACGUCACCACCGGCGUGGUGGAUUCCACGGUGGCCAACACCGUUUACAGCGACGGACAGCUGGCGGUGUAUCAGGUCGACAAGGUGCUUCUUCCCAUCAGCCUCUUUGGAACGCCGGCUCCGGCGGCCGCCCCCGCGCCGGGUAAGUCGAAGAAGAAGGCGAAGGCGGCUGACAGUCCCGUCUCCGGCGAAGACGCUUCGCCGACGAGCAGUUCCGGCGCUGUUGGGGGUGUGGACGUGCAUGGCAUGGUGGCGGCGGCGGUCGUUGGGGUUGCUUCGAUUGUUUUCUUGUUGUAACGUUGGAAUUUUAAGGGUGAAGAUUGUGCCACGUGUGAAGUGGGGGUCCGGUUUGUUGUUGUGAGAAUAUGAUGGUUGUUCCGAAUUGGAUUUGGAUGGAGUGAGUGCCUUCCGAAUAAUUGUUACACUUUAGUCUUUUCCUAUGCACAAGCUUUGUAAGGAUAUUCAAUUUUGAAGUGUUUUUUUUUUUCUUAUUAAAAUUCUUAUCCUAAAAAAAAACACAAUGUAUCAGCUUUUAUAUUUCUUAAAUUUAAUUUUUUUCAAAGUUAUAUUUUCAAGUCUUACUA
Messenger RNA from Ipomoea nil (Japanese morning glory), 1100 nucleotides. Its product is annotated as fasciclin-like arabinogalactan protein 12. NCBI's taxonomy places the organism in Eukaryota, Viridiplantae, Streptophyta, Magnoliopsida, Solanales, Convolvulaceae. The transcript has a single exon. The coding region runs from base 79 to 813 and encodes 244 amino acids. The record is from RefSeq and is a predicted model, not a curated record.